CAUAAAUAAUGGAGAAGAUCGGCCGACUCAGAUAACAUGACUUGAGUCAUUCCAUUGGGAGAACAUUAUUAUUAUCCUCGUCUGUCAAUGGUCAUAUGUGGAGUUUCUUUGACUUCUCUUCGAACCCAACUUCAUAUCAACACCUAUUUCAGGCUCUAUCCUUGACAGUCAGGAGGCAAUGGAUAAGGACGAGAAGAUUGUCGCCUGCAGUGGCAUGCCGGCAGACGUCGAGAUGGGCAGCGGGAACACAGAGAUCAUCUCAUCCAGUGGCCUCAAACGCGAAUUGGGUUCCCGGCACAUCAACAUGAUUGCUGUCGCCGGUAUGAUUGGAACGGGACUGUUCCUUAGCUCUGGCCAAGUCAUCGCGACAGCAGGCCCAGUUGGAGCUCUGUUGGCAUAUACCCUCAUGGGACUCGUGACAGCAGGCGUUGCGUAUACUACAGGAGAAAUCACGGCGUUUAUGCCAUCAACUGGUGGCUUCGUUCGUCAUGCGACCAAGUUUGUUGAGCCUGCACUUGGUGCUGCAACGGGCUGGAACUUCUGGUAUACUAUGGCAAUCAACAUGCCCGCAGAGAUCAGUGCUGCAGCAACUCUUGUUCAGUUCUGGAAUACAUCGAUCAACCCUGGCGUCUGGAUCACCAUCUUUCUUGUCUUCAUCAUCUUAGCCAACCUUUGCGGAGCCAAACUCUACGGCGAGUCCGAAGUCAUCUUUGCAUCCCUCAAGAUCAUGCUUAUUAUUGGUCUUAUUAUUGGCGGACUAGUCAUUGACCUCGGUGGAGCACCGAAUCACGAACGACUAGGCUUUCGGUACUGGAUCUAUCCAGGAGCCUUCAAUACUUACAUCAAAGAUGGCUCUGCUGGACGAUUCCUUGCGUUUUGGAAAGCAAUGCUGCCUGCCGCUUUCAGCUACGGCAACAUUCAAGUCGUAGCCAUCUCGGGAUCUGAAACGCGCAAUCCGCGAAAGCUCAUCCCAGCUGCGACAAAGAAGACCUUCUACCGCAUAUUCUUCUUCUACUUUUGCAGCAUCUUCAUCGUUGGUCUCAUUGUCCCAUACAACGACCCAGCACUUGGAGUCUCUACCGGAACAGCCUCCCAGUCCCCCUUCGUCAUCGCCUUCCAACGAUCCGGAGUAUCGGUCGUACCUUCAAUCAUCAACGCUGUAGUAUGUACCUCAGCCAUCAGCAGCGGAUCUGCUUGCAUCUUCAUCGCCUCUCGAACUCUCUUCGGCCUCAGCUGUGACGGCCAUGCUCCUCAGUUCUUCCAACGUUGUAACAGAUUCGGCACCCCUCACUACGCAGUUGGUAUGAGCUGCCUCCUAUCUCCACUGGUGUAUCUUACAGUCGUGAACAACACUUCCGUGGUCUUCUCGUGGUUUGUAAACAUCACGACUGUUGCUGGCCUCAUAGGUUGGGUGGUUAUCCAGGUGACCUAUCUCCGGUUCUUUGCUGGUCUCGAAAAGCAGGGUUACAGUAGAGAAGAUCUUCCCUACAAGAGUCCUUUCCAGCCAUACGUGGCCUGGGCGACGUUAUUCAUGGUUUCUUUGGUUAUUCUGUUCUGUGGAUUCGAUGUUUUUGUGAAGGGUCACUUCACGGCCCAGGGUUUCAUUACGUGUUACAUCAACAUCGCCAUAUUUGCUGUACUGUAUACAAUCUUUAAAAUACGUCUGAGAUCGAAGAUCAUUCCAACUUCAGAAAUUGAGCUCAUUGAAGAGUUCCGGCUAAUUCGUGAGGAAAAGCAACAAGAACAAGAUAAUUAACAGCGCGGACAAAUAGCGAUGUUGAAAUUGAUAUAUAGCCACUUGCAAGAACUUCAAUUCCAAUGAGAGCCUCAU
Molecule: messenger RNA, 1831 nt
Organism: Fusarium redolens
Lineage: Eukaryota; Fungi; Ascomycota; Sordariomycetes; Hypocreales; Nectriaceae
Product: amino acid permease/ SLC12A domain-containing protein
Exons: 7
Coding region: 179-1756 (525 amino acids)
Biological process (GO): amino acid transmembrane transport
Cellular component (GO): membrane
Molecular function (GO): amino acid transmembrane transporter activity
Source: RefSeq, a predicted model, not a curated record